This is a messenger RNA of Nothobranchius furzeri (turquoise killifish), 2910 nucleotides long. It is a transcript of the gene lclat1, whose product is annotated as lysocardiolipin acyltransferase 1. Gene Ontology annotation, biological process: phosphatidylinositol acyl-chain remodeling. NCBI's taxonomy places the organism in Eukaryota, Metazoa, Chordata, Actinopteri, Cyprinodontiformes, Nothobranchiidae. Gene Ontology annotation, molecular function: acyltransferase activity. The record is from RefSeq and is a predicted model, not a curated record. Gene Ontology annotation, cellular component: endomembrane system; endoplasmic reticulum.
UGUUGACACUAUGUCGAUGGUUAACACCCGAGUGUAAGGGAUGGGUGAGAGGUGAAGAGUUUAGAGGUUGCAUUUUAUUAGGUCUGCUGCGAAAUCGUUGCGUUUCAAUGCUAAACAAUGUUUAGGUUCAGUGGUCAUAAAUUAAUUCUGUCGGAAUAAGAUUUUUUUUUAUAUUCUCGCGUAGCUCUUUGAGCAAGCAGCGAAGCUCAGCUGCUAAUCGAUAAGCUUCGCGUGCUAGCUAAUGUAGCAUGCAGCUAGCAUGGUCGUUACUAUGACACAAACAAGUGUUUUGACUUAGCGUGACUUGCGCAGUUGAUUCUAAUUUGGACUGUGGAGGACAAAUAUAUAACCACAAAAAAUGGCUGUAUCGGUGCGAGGCCUGUACUUCAUUACCACGCUGUUUUUGGGUAGUUUCUUUGGAAGCAUCUUCAUGCUGGGUCCAGUUUUGCCGCUCAUGCUGUUCUCUCCUGCUUGGUACCGCUGGAUCACUGAUCGGAUCAUCGCUACCUGGUUCACCCUUCCUGUGUCUUUGCUAGAGCUGGUGUUUGGGGUAAAGGUAGUAAUUACAGGAGACGGCUUUAUUCCGGGGGAGCGAAGUGUGAUCAUCAUGAACCACCGCACCCGCCUGGACUGGAUGUUUCUUUGGUGUUGUCUGCUCCGGUACAGCUACCUUCGUCUGGAAAAGAUCUGCCUCAAGGCCACACUCAAGAUCGUUCCUGGUUUCGGCUGGGCAAUGCAGGUGGCCUGCUUUGUCUUCAUCCACCGUCGCUGGGAGGUGGACAAGAAACAUUUAGCAAACAUGCUGGACUACUUCUGUGACAUCAGGGAGCCUCUGCAGCUGUUGCUGUUCCCAGAGGGCACCGACCUCACUGAGAACACAAGAGCAAAGAGUGAUGUAUAUGCUGUACAGAACAACCUGCCAAAGGUGGAAUAUGUGCUUCAUCCGCGCACCACCGGAUUCACCUUCAUUGUGGAGAGACUCCGAAAAGGUGAUAACCUGGACGCUGUCCAUGACAUUACGGUGGCGUACCCCAAGAACAUCCCUCAGACAGAACAUCACCUCAUAAUGGGUCAAUUCCCUCGUGAGAUCCACUUUCACGUCCGCCGCUAUCCAGUCUCUUCACUCCCCGCCUCGUCCUCUGAGCUGGAGUCUUGGUGUCAAGAGCGAUGGGCUGAGAAGGAGGUCCGUCUGCGGGAUUUCUACUCGAGCCAACCCCGAGGCUUCGACAGGGACGGCGUUGCGCUCGUGCCGCCUUGUAAAUCCGAGCUGCGUGUCGCUCUGAUCAAAGCUGCCUCACUGCUGUACUGGAGCAGCUUUGUGGCUUUUUGUUUCACCGGCUUGUGGCUCUGGGCCCCUUUCAGGCUCUACGCUCUAGUCAUGAUAGGAGUUUACACGGCCCUGCAUAAGCUGUUUGGUGGGCUGGAACUGGUGGAGCUGGCUUGCCAUCGAUAUUGGAAGUCCACACACUCAGAUGUGGCUGAGAACCAAAAGAGGUUAGAUGGAAAAGCACAGUAGUGUAACUAAACUACAUGUUUCCACUUUAUAACCAGAAAGGACUCUAAACAGAUCCGUUGUGUUCAGUCCAGAGGGCUAUAGGGGUCCGUUCUGAGAAACAGGAGGCAUGCAUGGCUUACCUUUUCUGUAACGGAGUAUGUUUCCUUGCUGGGUUCAAGGACUACAUGUUCAACUUGACCUUUGUAUGUCUCUACUCGCACAAGUUACUCAACUCGAUCAGAUUUGACCCGUUUUAGUUUUAGCAUUGAUCAUGUUGAAGUUUUCCCCAUCAUCAAAAAAAGCUGUUAUUUUGUCUCGUCUUUGUAACAGUUUUUUUUUUAGUAAAUGCAGCGUUGCCAUUUUUUUAACCAUCAUAAACAGAGCAGAUCCAUUUUACCGCCGACCAGCUGUACGUGCGACAUACCCAGUGGACGUUUAGAUCAGUCAUGUUAUGCUAGCUUAAAGAAAGACAUUUCAGGAGUAAACAGGCACUUGUGUAUAAUUGUUUACCUUUGAUUAGGCAUCAUUCGGUGUCUUGUGUUUGCAGUUGGUUCUACAAGUUACCAUGUUGUUUUAUUACUGUUUCUGCACAAACCAAAGUUGAGAAAAAGGGUAGCCAAGCGGAACAUCAUCUUUUUUUUUUUUGUGAGGGAGGGUUAUCUUCCUACGCUACUGGCAAGGCUGCCAGUAAGACUUUUAUUAAAUCAAAUUCCUAAACGGAAUCAUGUGUCUGAGUAAAAGCAGAUGAGAUUUAUGCCCUUUCUGGGAAUGAAGAGAUGCCUUGUGGAGGCAGGUUGGUGCUGAUGAGGUGGAAGAAUGUCCUGUUGAGGCAACAUUACCCCUCGGUGUGCAGGGUGGCACAGAGAGCCAGACUUGGAGUGGAAAACCGGCCCUGAAGUUGACCUAAUCCCAAAAAGCCCCAUAAUGCCCACCUCUCCGUGUCCCUGUCUCCACUGCAGGCAUCGAUGUGCCUGCUAAACUCAAUUAGCGAGCAACAGCUGAGAAAGCUUCUCCAGCCAUGCCAAAAAAGGACAGAAAUUAAAGUAGUUUGGAGCAGCUCUUCAACUCCACCCCUUUCAUAUUUUGCAUUUUAUUACAGGUCCCAUGAAUUCAGUAGGAAAGGUGCGGUUGUGUCUUAGUAAAGGAGUUUUUGUGCAAUGUUCUGACACAGCUGGUUACUUCAGUCCGCAACACAGCAGAAAGAAAAAGGUUCAUCCCAGCCACUGUGAUGCAGCUUUAAUCAUUUCACUAAAGGCAUGUAGACGUUUACAUGGUUAUAUAUUUGUAACGAUCUUUGUGUUUUUAUUUUAGUUUACUGCAGAUCCUCGACUUCUCUGAAGUCGCUGUCCUCAGGAAACGACGUGGACAAUGUUUAAAGGCACUCUCUUAAAUAAACAUAUAUACCCCGAAGCAGC